Messenger RNA from Aspergillus welwitschiae, 1176 nucleotides. RefSeq lists its product as uncharacterized. NCBI's taxonomy places the organism in Eukaryota, Fungi, Ascomycota, Eurotiomycetes, Eurotiales, Aspergillaceae. The record is from RefSeq and is a predicted model, not a curated record. The transcript is spliced from 3 exons. Gene Ontology annotation, cellular component: mitochondrion. Bases 151 to 1074 code for a protein of 307 amino acids. Gene Ontology annotation, biological process: mitochondrial respiratory chain complex III assembly.
AUUUAUCCUGAGUAUGGAGUAGUCUCAAGUUUUCGAAUUGUACUCAAGACCCCCAUCUACAAUCUCAUGCAACAAGGUUUCAUUCGGUCCAAGCGAGCAUAAACACCGACCAGAAGCAAUCAGGUGGUGGUGAUAUACAGACAUCCAGCAAUGCCUUCCGCAGGCUCGAAGACUCUGUCCCUUCGGGGGCUCUACAAUUUUCAAUGCCCGCGGCCCCAGGUACAAACGUAUAACAAGACACACCUUCCAUCAAUUCACGGCUUGAAGCCCUCGGUGUCUCACCGCCACAUUAGCCAUCAGCAACAGCCGCUAGCCUCAUGCUUCGUUCUUCCUUCGCAAAGUCGCCGGAAUUCUUCCCAGCUAGCUCGUGCGAUCGGGCCGCGCCCGGGUACUGCAGCAGAAACCUACGUUGCUUACGGAAUGACGCAAAAACUACUCGAAGCCUGCUCCAAACAAGCAGACUACAAGAUACCUCAGUUGUCUCAGAAGGGGGCUCAGGUGCCCAAGACAAGUGCCGGGGAAGACUUGGGAGUAGGUGAAGGAUGGUGGUAUGAAGAAUUGGGCCUCGUUCCUACUUUCUCAACAUGGUCGCAGGUUACGUUCCUGCACAUGUACCUAUUGACGGUCCGGUUGCGCGCGUUGCCGUCGCAUGACAGCCUUCAAACCUACUCACGGCACUUAAUCGAUCACUUCUCACAUAGUGCCGAACAUCGCAUGGAUGUGCUUCACGGAUUGACGAGCCGCGGUAUACGCAAUAAGUUUCUCAAGGAUCUUUUUAUCCAGUGGCGCGGUGUUUUGGCAGCCUACGACGAAGGUCUAAUCAAAGGAGAUGCAGUGCUGGGAGCUGCCGUUUGGAGAAACCUCUGGAAGGCGAGCCAUACUGCACCAGACGGUAAGGACUUGGAUUGGUCGAAGAUAGCUCAGGUCGUCGCGUAUAUGCGGCGAGUGCUCUCCGAACUCUCUCAGGUGCAUGAAGCGGAUUUGGUCUUCCAAUUGGACCGGCAAAGGAACGGGAAGCCGGGUAUUUUCUCUUAUUCCGAUGUCGAUCAAAAGAUGGUCGAUAGCAAGCGGUGACAAUGUGGGUUUGGAACUAGCCAUCGGCGCUCUUUUGUUCGCUCUUUGUACGAAUAACCAUCAUGUCUACCUUUUAUAAUGUAACAUAUUGGGCUUGACCUU